Molecule: messenger RNA, 2508 nt
Organism: Orussus abietinus
Lineage: Eukaryota; Metazoa; Arthropoda; Insecta; Hymenoptera; Orussidae
Exons: 6
Coding region: 523-2115 (530 amino acids)
Source: RefSeq, a predicted model, not a curated record
AAAGCGGGUGACGGGCUCAGUUCGUCGUCGUCUUUAAUAGCUUCAUCGAUUACCCACGUAAAAUUUAGUGUUACAUAUUUGAAAUCUUUUGAAACGUGGUAAAAAUCGCAAAUCAACAUUACUUUUAUAAUCGCGCGAAUGUAUCGUUCGGCCGUCUCUUAAGAAUUUUCAUUUGGCUGUGCUCACGGUCGACCAUGUCGGCUUGUGUCACGCCAAUCAAAAUUGAACGUAACCUCAAAAAAUGUACUAAUAUAUAGGGGUAUAUAGAGGAUCACCACUUUAUGAAAGAAUUAUAAUAAUGUAGCAAAUUAUAGCACUCAUAUUAUUUUUCUAGCAUUAAUUUAAGAUGGUUUGGACCGAUCAGAUGGCAACAGAAUCUAUUCAAAUACCUAUUAGUAGAUGAUGGUGGAGCUCACUACACUACGCUGACUACAUUGGAACAAUCUUUUACCAUUUUUGGAUUAACCCAAGGAAUAAAUAUAAAGUGGACAAAAAAGCUUGCAUUUAUCCAUAUUGAAUUAAAUGACGAUGGAUAUAAAUGCUGUUGGAGAAGAUGAUAUAUCCUUCCGACUUGGCGAAAUGUUUGAUAGUUAUGAACAGCUAGAACAAAAAUUAGAGAAGUUCUCUAAACGUUGUCUUGUGCAUUAUUGGAGGCGAGAUAGUAGAACUGUUAGUGGAGCACAUAUGAAGACAGCCCGACCCAUUAGUGAACGAUUAAAGUACUAUUCCGUCAAAUAUGCUUGUAUAUAUGGUGGUCAAAAGUUUUUGCCACGAGGAGUUGGCAGAAGACAAUCCCAGUCUAUCCGAACCAAUUGUCCAGCUCAUAUUAUGCUUAGAGCCUCAAAAGAUGGAACCAAAUUGGAAGUCACGAGUGUAAAUAAUGAGCACAACCAUGAAAUUUCAGAGGAGCUUUUUAAAAACCUUCCACAAGAGCGUAAACUUUGUGGAGAAAUUAAACAGGAAGUUCAAGAUCUCAUGCAACUUCAUAUAGAUCGCAAGAGACUGAAAGAGUAUGUUCGUUUACGUACAAAUAAAGUUCUGAGAUCUAAAGAUUUAUUUAAUAUAGCUGCAGCUAACAAGCAGAAACGAGAAAUCACACCCAAAAGGGCAUAUCAACUUUUCAAAAAAAUUCAUGAUAUUGAAAAGUUGCAAGGUAGGGACCAUAACAUAAAAAUAUAUUCAGAAUCUGAAGAUGAAAUUGCUCAAACAAUUAAAAGAAUGAAGACAGAGCAAGAAUCACCUUGGGGCCAAGAUGGUUUGUCUGUUGAAUUAGAAGGAAGUGAAGGAAAUGAUGGUGAAGAAACUUAUGGUGCACAACUAGCACAAGAGGAUACAGUGGAUGAAAUAGAUGCAUCUGAAGAUCCUUUAUUGAGAACUGAUAACGAUGGAGAUAUAAUAUCUGCUAAUGGAGAAAUAGUUGGAGAACUUGUCAUGGAAGAUGGAGAUCCUUCUGUAAUUGUAGAAUCCAUUGUGAAUGCUGAUGGUUCUGUCUUUGUGGAUGAAAGGGAGUUUAACCCUUACUGCAAUAACCAUUUAGCACACACUGUGCACGGCAGCCAAUCUCCUACUUCUCAAGUUAUAGACAUCCAAAGUAUCACACCAUCAACUGAAGUUAGAAAAAUUACCAGAAAGAUAUCUACUUCUCCUUCUUCGGUACAUCAGAGUAGAUCUUUAUCCCCUGGAUCACAGCUUACAUCGAAAUCACCAAAUACCUUUCAUGAUUCUUCAGAUUCUAGAAUCUGGAUAAUGAAAGAGGCCACUAAAGCUGAAGCAGAACAAGAUAGUUGUCUUGAAAGUGAAACAAAUAGUUUAAAAAACUCAAGAUUAUCUAAAACAGAAACAGAUGCUGUUGAAGUAGUGUUAUCAGAAGAAACCAGCCAUCGACUUUUACAGGAACAAUUAGCAGUGCUUAAAGCAGAGCAAGGAAAAUUAUAUCAUGAAACGGAAAUGUUGAAGCUGAAGAAGGAUAAACUGAAGUUACAAAUGAGUUGUUAUACAAAUGAAAUUAGAAAACAAGAAAUGGAAAAGGAAAAACUUAGGCUUGAGAUAAAAUUACUUAAAUCAAAAGUUAUGGAAGAUACGAACGAUGUCUCUCAUUAUAUUUUUGUACCCUGAGCUCACCUUAAUACUGUACAUUGAAACAGUCUAGCUAGUCCUGGUUUUCGUAUGUAUAUAAUGAAGUAUUAAUGCACAAGUGUUAAUUAUUUAAUUGCAUAUUGUGCAAUGGGUUCAACAAACUAAGACGUGUAUCGACAACGUGAAACAUGUUAAAGAAUGUUCUUAUAAUUACCAGACAUGGUAGCACCUUCUGUUUUGUUUAAUUUAUAUUUAAUACUUAUAAAAAGAUAUGAACAUGGCCAAAAAUUCAUUGACAAACCUGUAAAUUGUGCAGUUAAUACUGCACAAUAAACGGCGUAUAUUAACGGUAAAUAUGAAUUUUUUGUUAUAAUGUAAUAAAUAUGAUUUUAAGCAAGGAAACCGACCACCAUCAACAAGAAACAUGCGACU